UCACAGCUUGCAAAUGCGCACUCAGUAACAACGUUCAUCCUUCGACAACUUGGAUGUAAAGGAUCCGAUUAAAAAAAAAAAGAAUUUUGUAUUAUUUGGGACAUAUACUUGCGCUACAUUUUAAACCGAGCACAAAGUGGACUGGAGCGUAUUAACACUGUUUGCCCGCCCUGCUUUUGGGGUGAUUGGUGCCUGUCGGAGGCUGUGCACUCUUGGUCCUUGCCAAUAAUUCCGUAUGCUUGAAAGAACCUUUUACAGGAUGGAUGAUGUGGAACUAAAGAGACUUGUGUAUCAACAUCAAUACUCUGCAUUCUGUUGCGGUGUUCAGUGUUUUUCCAUUGACAAGAGAACACCUCCCAUUUUGCACCCCCAGUCCCUGCACUAUAUAUAUAAAGACAGUCUUUGAGCAAUCAAAGGGACAGCACAAGAUAGAUUUCAGUUUAGCCUUUUUGUUUUUGACUACAGGCUAAUACCACCUAGCCAAGCCUAUUGGGCAGUCAUGGAAGUAAGCUUAUUUUAAUUUUUAUUUACUGUACCCUCUUACUUUAAGCCCGGGUGGUGGGAUGUCGGAAAAGCCAGACGAAAAAAUGGUGAAGUUCCUAGCCCCCCCUCAGAGAAGUGGAAAUGGCCCCAGUUCUGGUUCAGAUUCGAUGAUGGGUGAUUCCCGGCCGGUGGAAGUGAGACGUCGACAUCACACCAUGGAGCGAGACCGAUGUAACCCUGAACACCGUUUUUUACGUCGAAGUGUCAUCAGUGAUUCCAAUGCCACAGCACUGGCCCUUCCUUUACCCAGCAAAAUCCCCAUCCCAUUACCUCCACAAGUUCAACCGCAGGAAUUGGUCCCUCCGGAGCACAAGGCUGCUGCUACUCCCUUACUGAAGGCUGAACCCAGAAGCGAUCAAAGUGAGAAGUCUGCUGAUAAUGGUAGAGAAAAACAACAGGGGAAAGAAAUUGAGAUUGCCAAGGUAGACGUUUUGGGACAACAGUCUGCUGUUGUGCAAGACGUUAGAGAUGGAGAAAUGUUGAUUGAAGCUCGCACUGCGCCAUGUUUGGAGGCACAUUUGCCUAGUCACAGAGAAUCUGAGAGUGUCAUUGAGGUAAAGGUUUCUCUUGAGAAUGAGGGGGAGGAGGAGGAUAAGGACUCUGCCAGGGCACGAGCCGAGGCAGAGCAAAGAGAAGCUGAGAAAAGGGUCCAGGAUGACAUCGAGGAGGCAGAAACCAAAGCAGUGGGAACAUCACCAGACGGACGGUUCCUGAAGUUUGAUAUAGAAAUCGGACGUGGUUCUUUCAAGACGGUCUACAAAGGCUUGGACACUGAAACCACGGUGGAGGUGGCAUGGUGUGAGCUGCAGGACCGUAAGCUGUCGAAGACAGAGCGGCAGCGCUUUAAGGAGGAAGCGGGGAUGUUAAAGGGACUACAACAUCCCAACAUUGUUCGCUUUUAUGACUCCUGGGAGGGACCUUCCAAAGGAAAGAAGUGCAUUGUUCUGGUUACAGAGCUGAUGACCUCUGGUACACUCAAAACAUAUCUGAAGCGGUUCAAGGUGAUGAAAAUCAAAGUGCUGCGCAGCUGGUGUCGACAAAUCCUCAAAGGACUCCACUUCCUUCACACUCGGGCUCCGCCGAUCAUCCACAGAGACCUCAAAUGUGACAACAUCUUCAUCACAGGCCCAACAGGAUCUGUUAAGAUUGGAGACCUGGGACUGGCCACCCUGAAGCGCGCAUCCUUCGCUAAGAGUGUUAUAGGUACCCCUGAGUUCAUGGCGCCUGAGAUGUAUGAGGAGAAGUACGACGAGUCAGUGGAUGUUUAUGCCUUUGGAAUGUGCAUGUUGGAGAUGGCCACCUCCGAGUACCCGUACUCAGAGUGCCAGAACGCUGCACAGAUCUACCGCAGAGUUACCAGCGGGGUGAAACCGGGCAGCUUCGACAAGGUGGCCAUUCCUGAGGUUAAGGAAAUCAUUGAGGGUUGCAUACGUCAGAACAAAGAUGAGAGGUACUCCAUCAAAGAUCUCCUAAACCAUGCCUUCUUCCAAGAGGAUACUGGCGUACGUGUGGAGUUGGCUGAAGAGGAUGAUGGGGAGAUGGAGGCAAUCAAGCUGUGGCUGAGAAUUGAGGAUAUAAAGAAACUGAAGGGGAAGUACAAAGACAACGAAGCUAUAGAGUUUUCUUUUGACCUCAACAAAGAUGUCCCAGAAGAUGUGGCUCAGGAAAUGGUUGAAUCUGGUUAUGUUUGUGAAGGAGACCAUAAGACCAUUGCAAAGGCCAUAAAGGACAGGGUGUCUCUAAUCUCUCGCAAGAGGGCACAGAGGCAGCAGGUCCGAGAAGAUCAGGAGAAGAAACGGCUUGAAGAGGAAGUGCAGAGCCACUCUUUGCCGCCACAACAGCAAAUAAGCCAGCAGUCUGGUCUGGAGGUGUCUCAGUCACAGCCGGUGCCGCAGCCUGCAGCCUACGUUGCACCCCAACCUACCCAGCACAGCACACAGAUUAGCGGCCAACCAGCAUCACAGCAGAGUAUUCAGAACUCAAGCUACAGUACUGCUCAGUCGACUAAUGUUACCGGGAUGUCACAGGGGCUUCCUCAGCCAGUUUAUGUUCCUCAGUCGAGUGGACAAGUCCAAGUUCCCAUACAGGGACAGAGUGUCAGUGGCAUCCAGCCAGAGUCUGAAGAGUCUGAGUCAGACCAACAUCUACAACAGACUGGAGGAGCUCGGGACCUGUCGGACAGAUUACCUGGUUCCUCCGCCCUUCCUGAGGCCCUGCCUCCUCAGCCUAACAUACCCUACACUUCUCCAAAUCAGCAUCUUCAGCCGCAAGCGUCAUGUUCACAGAUGCAAAAUGAUUCGAUGUCAACGGUGCAAGCCAGUCAGCCUGAAGUGGUUCCUAGUACGCCCACCAACUCGUCGGCUUCAGUGACGCCUCCACAGUACGGAGUUUACUACCAACCAUCGCCUCCCCCUCAGCCACAGUUGGAGAGCAGCAGCACACUGGCCCAAACUCCGAGUGGAGCUCAGCAGCCGCAGGGUUCUGUGAGUCUUCCUCUCUCAACACCAGUAGAACAACCUGCGAGUUCUUCUUUAGUGCCGCCAUCUGGCGACAGCUGCCUGUCAGACGCAGCUUCAGGUCUAAGUGACGGUAACGAUGGCGGUUCUACGUCUGGGGGUCGCCAUGAGGGCCGCACCAUGAAGCGUCACCAGAGGCGAUCCGUCCGCAGCCGCUCUCGCCAUGAGAAGACCUCAAAGGCCAAGCUAAAUGUUCUCAGUAUUUCUAAUGUGGGAGAUCGAGUCGCAGAGUGCCAACUGGAAACUCACAACAGGAAGAUGGUUACCUUCAGAUUUGAUCUAGAUGGGGAUAACCCUGAGGAAAUUGCACACAUAAUGGUUGAUAGUGAGUUCAUCUUGGAGAGUGAGCGCGAGUCGUUCAUCGAGCAGGUCCGGGAGGUCAUAGAAAUGGCUGACGAGAAGGGAGAGAGCCUUAAAGAUGGCUUCCCACAGAUGAGCCAUCAACAAAAACCUGAGCUGACUGUUCCCAUGGUACCAGGCAUCUCCCCCAGCACCACCACUCAGGUGGUUCAUUCAACAGGACGGAGGUUCAUAGUGAGCCCGGUCCCAGAGUCGCGUCUGAAAGAUCAGUUCUUUGGAGCUCCAUCUGCUAAUUCAUCUGUCGGAGACGAAUUUUCCUCUGCUCCUUUGGGCCUGUCGCUGUCUGCUCCAUCUGGGGUUCUUCAGCACGCGUUCAAUCAACUCAAACAGGCUCGACUGGACAGAAGCAGCACCCUCGACUCGGCUCCAACCGAUAAAGAGCCGGCCCCUGCUCCGUCCUUCGAUGUCGCUAACCAAACCCAGUCCCCUCCUGAAGCUGCGGCUCCCACCGCCACCAUUCCUGUCACGUCAGCGUCUUCACCUCCUCACUCAACAGGAAGAGUGUCGCCGUUGCCAACACCCGUUCCAUCCCAGACUGUGAACAACGACUCGAGUCCAUCGCCGCAGUCUUCCCAUGAAACGGCUCACUCACAGCAUCCGCCGUCGACCAGCAUCCCGACUUCGUCCUCGACCGUUUCUCCUCCAUCCACCCAGACGUCCAUACCUGCGGUACCCGGGUCACAGCCAGGCAAUAUGGCAGCCGGCGGUCCAUCCGCCCCAGUUUCAGAGCGGCAGGCCUUUAAUAGUGCCGUUACAGCCAUCCAUUCUCAGCACCCGACUGCCACGACGGUACCCGGCCAGAACCAGGCCCAGCCACACACAACGGAGCCUGAGGGAGCCGAGGUCCAGUCUAAGACGGUCGGCAGGGAUGACAUCCUAACCCUCGAUAUGAAGCUCCGUUCGCUCUUCAAGGACCAGCUCUCUGCCUCCUCGGUGUCGGUGGAUCACGGUUCAGGCACAGGGACUUCCUCUCCUCCCACCGGAACUUCCUCUCCUCCUCCUGGAGCCGCCCUGGUUCCUCCGUCGAACCUUCCCCUCACUUCAGGCACACAAAGUGUUCAGGGCUCGACCACACCAGGGGGGUCGGCUCAGCCCCCUCCAUCAAAGCUCCGGGCUCAGACUUUACCUACUGAUCUUGAGCAAGCUGCUACACCUCCAUCUGAACCUGUACACCCGUUUCCUGGACCAAACCAGUCACUGCAAGGGAAUUUAGAUACUCAGAUAAUGAGAGCUCCAAGUCCUGAAAAUGCUCAGGGAGGCGACGACGUCCAGCCUCCAGAGAGAGGUUUCACUCUGGGACGCUUUAAAGUCUCUGUCGCAGCCGACGAUGCUCCGGAUCCGUCCACCAUUGUGUCUUCUUCAUCCCUCACACCAUCCUCUAUUUCCUCGUCGUCCUCAUCCUCGUCAUCCUCGGCACCUUCAAGCCCAGAUAACACACUCCACCAAUCGUCCCCUCUGCCUAAAGGGCCCAGUGAAGCCGACGGAGCCUCAACGAUCUCUAAUGACUCUGCCAUUCAGAGCACCAACGUUGGACGCUUCCAGGUGACCAAAAGCAGCGAAGCCUCGUCUGAAACAAGUGCUGCCUCUAAAGUGGGACGAUUUUUAGUCACAGUGACGCCAGCUCCAGUAGCAAACUCCAGCUCACAACAUGGCAGCGGUUUGCCGAACGGACCGUCGUCCUCGACCUCUGACCCUCCAAACCCACAACUCCAUGAAACCAGUGAGGGGGACUCUGAAACGGAGGAUGAAGCCCUUCAGAAAGAGAUCAGUCGCCUCAGAGAAAAACACAUGAAGGAGAUUCAGCUCCUCCAGAGUCGUCAGAAAGAGGAAAUAGAGGCACUGUACUCCAAAAUGGGGAAAUCUCCGCCUCCGUCUGUCGUCUCCCCUGCUGUGGCUCUGGGCGGAGGUCGGCGAAGACGCAAAAGUCACAGAUCUCGCAGCAGCGGACAGCCCAGUCCCAGUCAUUCAGGUCAGAGUCAUGGGUCAGAGUCGCCUCUGAAGCAGAGUUUACCGUCUGCAACGGCAGCUGCAGACGGAGCCGUUAGCUCAUCUGUACAACCACUCACAUCGUCUCCAUCGCUGCCAAGCCUCAGUAGUCCUUCCACUGGAUCAAGUGGAACCAGCUCCUCCAAUGGGUCGAGCCUCGGCCAGAACAACUCUAACUCUCUGUCCCAAAUGGGUGGAGCGGCUCCGUCCGCAUCUCAGACCCAGAAGACCAAGAGCACCUUUUCUGAUGACAUGCACCAGCUGGUGGAUAACUUUGCCAGAGACGCCAAGAAAGGGCCUAAGACCGGAUCCUCGGCAACUCUGGGACUGGAUAUCAUCCCUCCAGCGAAUAUGGGCCGUAAAUUUUCAGCGCCUGGACAGCUGGGUCCGACCCAUCACGCAACCUCCAACUGCACAACCACCACCAGCACCCACCUGCCCAACCCGGCCAAUCCCGCGGCCCCUCUGGGGCAGAGGAAAGGCUCCCUGGGUCCAGUCAACCAGGGUUUCGGCUAUGCUUCAGCCUCCUACAGUGCUUCUGCGUGGGCCGGACCCGCAGGCAGCUGCCAGGUCGGCAUGCAUACCCCCCCUCAGCCACUAAAGCAGUACCAGCCCCCCACUACAGUCUCAGUGUCCAUGCACCCGGGCUACCACAUGGGAACAGGUCAGACCAGCCAGGCCACGGUCAGCCACGCAGGGACCAGUCCAAGGCCUACGUAGCCCAAUCCAGGCCCUGCUCCAAGCUGAGACAAAGGGCCGUACAGAGCAGAGAGGUCAGAGGUCAGGCAGUCAUUGACCAAAGAACCACAGCCUCUCUUUGUAUUUUGCUGGUUAGCUGGCUUUGUAUUGUGCUUUUUUUUGUUUGUUUAUUUUAUUUCAUCUUUUUAACAUUGUGUAUUAUUUCUGUUGAAGAGUUGACCGGUGUGGUUCGAGUCCUCUCAGGUAGAUUUCAGUCUGUCUGACAACUGGUGGGAGAGUGCAAUACACCUCCACAGCACAAAGCGCGUCAUUCUUAGCCUUCCGGUAGCUGUGGAAGCAAGCUGUGACGGGUCAGGCGGCGGUGUCCGCAGAAGCACCGCACACCGAAGGCGUAACCAAAAGCAGCCACAGGUGUCUUGAAAGCAAGAUGCUGCAACAUCGUCAUUCCUUUAGGAGGGACUGGGACGCUCAUCCUUAUUGAUCUGGACUUUAGAACGAGCUGGGGACUGAAGACGGUGGAGCCGGUCCACACAGUGGUGGGAAGUGGAGUCGUUUGGCAAGUCGGGGAGGAGAGUGUGAGUGUACAGAAAGUGUGAAAUAAGAAGUGAAGUGACUCUGUAAGGUUAGAGGAAGGACUUGGUAAGUCAGGGAGGAGAAGUGAUAGGGCUGCAGUAUGGAUAGAUCCCAGAGACUACUGAGUAAAAUGCAAUAAUGGUGAAGUAGAUACAGUCCCUUAUAACUGUGGCCUUAAUCCCCAAACACAUCUAAACAUUGACCUUGUACAUAGAGAUCAGUCCAUUGGAUUCUGAUUCUAUAUUUGACAUAUUCCCGUCUCUGUGAGAGUUUUGUGGUUUGAGUUUUCGAUCAUCCAGAUUCACCUGUGAGAACAUCGUCUUGGUGUUGAUCACCACUAGUUUAACUGACAAGGCGGCGCUGCAGGAGUUAACCCCACCCAAACAUCAAAUCACUUUUUUGACUUCAGCCAAGUUAUGAAUUGCUGAUAACACGCAUAUCGCGUCCAAAUUAACAUUAUUGGGAUAGUAUUUAAAGAAGUUUUUUGUUGUGUGGACAGGCGGUGCAAAGUACACAAAUACAUGGGUUUACUGCAAAGUCGUGUCCCACAAGAUAUGUGUACCCAUAACAUUUAACUGUGACCUCUCACAUCCCAAAGUGUCUGGGUUUUUUUUUUUUUUUUCUUUUUGCUUGUUUUCUGUGAUCUGUUUUUGUAAGUGUAUAUUUAAUACAACAGACAAACGUUCUUUAUGGACCUGUAUUCAGCCAUCAGAUUUUGAUGUUGUUUCACUGUAAUUAUUAUUAAAAGGUUGUUAAACAACAUGUAAAGAAAUAUUAAAAAGUGCAAUUGCAGGGUGGUUGCAGUUAAUAUCGUUCUCACCGUGCAGGAGUGAACCUGCUGUUUUAUUAAGCUCUUCUAUGACUGCCCUGCGCCCAUUUUCUAUUUUUUGUUGUCGUUUUUGUAAAUAUGCUCCAGUGAGGCUU
Molecule: messenger RNA, 7601 nt
Organism: Xiphophorus maculatus (southern platyfish)
Lineage: Eukaryota; Metazoa; Chordata; Actinopteri; Cyprinodontiformes; Poeciliidae
Product: serine/threonine-protein kinase WNK1
Exons: 28
Coding region: 564-6125 (1853 amino acids)
Biological process (GO): monoatomic ion homeostasis; positive regulation of sodium ion transmembrane transporter activity; intracellular signal transduction
Cellular component (GO): cytoplasm; cytosol
Molecular function (GO): chloride channel inhibitor activity; ATP binding; protein serine/threonine kinase activity
Source: RefSeq, a predicted model, not a curated record